Molecule: messenger RNA, 2517 nt
Organism: Brugia pahangi
Lineage: Eukaryota; Metazoa; Nematoda; Chromadorea; Rhabditida; Onchocercidae
Source: the annotation of a GenBank genome assembly
AUGUUCGCGUUAUUUUAUUAUUUACAAUAUUUGUUGCUGCUAUAUUCAAUAUUUCCAUGCUUCAUUAUUAAUCGACAAAUCAGUUAUGCACAAUAUCAAUAUACCUCAAAAUUUGAUUAUCGUCGUCGUCCAAGCCAUUUAAUUAUUAAUAAUAUUAAAAAAUUACGACCAUUUAAAUCUACUAAUAUUGUAACGGAACCAUUUGAUCAACAAAUAAAACAAUCAUUACAAAUAAUGAACAAUACGAUAUUGGAGCGUUCAGGUGAUGAAUUCCACAAUAUCAUAAAACAAACCUAUCCACAAUCAAAAUUAUUCUCGUCCUAUUCCAAAAAUGAAAUGAAUCGUAUAUUACCGAAAGUAAUUUCACCAUUUCUACAAAAUUUUAAUGAUAAUGGAAAUGAAGAGAAGCCAAUAAGUGUAAAGCCAAAAUUAAGAUCAACAUCAACAACAACAGCAACAACAACAACAACAAUAACAAUAACACCUCUAACAUCACAACCAAUGCUAUUAAGUCGUAUAUCACCAGGAAUUAAUAUUGAUGAAGCAAAACAAGCUAGGAUACAGGCUAGAUGGCGCAAACUGGGUCCACUGGUGAAAUCGAUACAAUAUCCAUAUGUUCGGCGAAAUUGGAAUCGUAUUAUUUUAACAAAAGAUAGCAAUGAACCAUCACAUUUUUCAAAUCGAAUGCAAAAAAUUAUCAAACGAUUACGACAACAACAACAACAACAACAACAACAACAACAACAACAACAACAACAACAACAACAACAACAACAACAACAACAACAACAACAACAGCAGUCAGCACAAAUACUAAUUGAUCCUGAAAAAGUUGAAAAACGACCUCGUUUGGAUGGAAUAUUACUUUCAAAUGUUGAAAUAAAGUCAAAAUUAUUCCCCAACGAAGUAGAUGAAUGGCCAACGGAAAUAGUAAAACCAACAACUACCACAUUAUCAACAACAACAACUACUACUGCAAUUGUUACCACUACAGUACCUGUUACCAAUUUUGUUACCGAAAUUACUCCAAAACCAACAACCAUUGAUACCAUUACUUUUACUGAUAAUGCACCAACUGUUAUACCCACAACAACCAUCACAUCUACAAUUGCUUCAUCGUUGACCACUUCAAUUCCUACUUCAAUAACCGAUUUCGAUAGCACGACAACAACCACUGAACCGAAUUCAUUUCCGUUCAGCACAUCAUCAAAUGACUAUCAUUUUCGAAAAAUUACACCGGUGAAGAAAUUUAAAUUUGCUCAGAAAUUUCGGCGGCAACCACGACUUAAGAUACGAAAACCGGAUGAUAGAGGACCUUUAAGAGGUAAUCAAACAGCAUCCGGACGAAGUCCAAUUAUUUUACCUCAACUUGAACCGUUAAAUUUGGAAAAUAAAAUUGGACAAGAAAGUCUAAACAAUGAUGCAAAUGGUCCUUCAGUUGAUUCAAGUGAUUUAUUCGAUGGUGCAUCAAGUAGUGGAUUUGAUAAUUUUGAUAAAUCAAUAGAGUUUAAAUCAGAAUCUGGUAGAAUUGAAACAGAUAAUGCAGGAUUUGGUACCGGGAAAUUUCCAACUGAUGAAUAUGGUUUAACAGGAUUUGGUGGUGGUAAACCACCACCGGUUGAUUUUAGUCAAGCAAAUGUUGGUAUAUUUGGUAGCAGUGAACAUAAACAAUCAACAGAUGAUCAUAACACCAUAACAUCAACAGAUGAUGAGACAACAAAAAUGACAACCGAAAGAAUUGAUAGUACGGAUUCUUCAAUCGAAACAACAUCAUUGCAAACUACACAACAUUUAAGCAUAACAUCAUCAACUAAUUCACAAUCGGUUUUAAAAAAUUCCGGAUUAAUUCCUGCAUUACCACCCUCCGAAUUUGAUGGUGAUUUUGGAACAGGAAAAAGAGGAGCAGUAUUAGGAGGUACAUUUCGUGGGACACAAACAGGAUUCAAUAAUUUCGAUAAUGAAGUUAAAGAAUCGAUAUUUACCGGUGAUUCUGCAUUAACACCAAAUCGGUUAGGUCCAACUGGUGAUGGUCUUGGACCACCGAUUCCAUCCGGUGCAGCUAUACCACCACCGGUACCAGCUGUUGGAAUAGGUGGUGCUGCAGCUGGUAUUUUACCAACAUUAUCAGAUCGUUAUAUUAAAACGCAAAAUCCACCAACAACGAUUAAACCAUCUGCAUUGCUGAAUUUUCUAACUAAAGCAGAUAUUGGUUUCAAUCAGGCAAUCAAUCAUUUUGAGCAGGGUACACCAAUUGAAUCUGCUGCAAUUGAUAUUUUAGAAGUUGCAUUGGGUAGUGAAAAAUUAGAUAGCCAAGCUAAAUUACUAGGCCAUAUUGAUCGAACAAUUGGUAUUGAUAAUUUGCAAAGGUUGCAAAGAUGGGUAAAUACAGGUGGUGCAUUGGAUGCUCUCAAAGAACAGCUUGCCAACUUUGUUAAGAACUAUACAAUACCGGAGAAUUUGCUUCCUACCGUACCACCUCAAUUGCAGUACCUUUUUGCACCAGGAAGGAAACGAUAG